AUGUGGCAACGGUUUGUAGUGCUGCUGCUGCUCAACUGGAGCUCCUUCUCGACUGGCCAAAACAGCAGCGAGUUGGCCAAGAACUGGAGUGAAGACGAGGAUAUUCCCAUUGGCAGCGACAAGGAGCUUUCGGAUCUGGUGAUUACCACAGCCCUGGGCAAAAUAAGGGGCACUAUUUUACCCUCCCAGGCUGGGCGCAAUUUCUAUGCCUUUCGGGGCAUUCCCUAUGCCAAGGCGCCCGUCGAGAAUCUACGCUUCAAGGCGCCCGAGCCAGUGGAGCAAUGGUUUGACAUCUUUGAUGCCACCUUCGAUGGUCCCAAGUGUCCGCAACCGGGACUCUUUAGUGAGGAUGUGAGCGAGGAUUGCCUGAGACUCAAUAUCUAUUCACGAGAACUUCCCAGCGAAGUGGAUCCGAAUCCUAAGAAGCCCGUCCUGGUUUUCAUACAUCCGGGCGGCUUUUAUUCUCUCUCUGGACAGAGCAAGAAUUUUGCAGGCCCACAGUAUUUUAUGGAUCGCAAUCUGGUGCUGGUCACCUUUAAUUAUCGCCUGGGCACACUGGGAUUUCUGGCCACGGGCACGGAGCAGGCGCCAGGCAACAUGGGGCUCAAGGAUCAGGUUCAGUUGUUGCGAUGGCUAAAGCUGCACAUCUCCCGCUUUGGUGGCAAUCCCAAUGAGAUCACAUUGCUGGGCUAUGGAGCUGGUGCGAUGGCUGUCACCCUGCACAUGGUUUCCCCUAUGUCGCGUGGUCUCUUCCAUCGUGCGAUUGUGAUGAGUGGUGCCCCAAUGGGUCAAUGGUCCCUGCCACAGCAUCAAAUGGAUGUGGCCAAAAAGCAGGCGGCAUUGCUUCAUUGCAACACGGAAGACAUUAACGAAAUGUUGGACUGCCUCAGAAAGAAACAUUAUCUGGAAUAUGCUAAUACGCUGCCGCACAUGUUCGAUUUUGGACGCAAUAAUCCAUUGAUUGUGUGGAAACCCGUUGUAGAGCCAGACUUUGGUCAGGAACGAUUUCUCAUCGAGGAUCCUGUGCGCAGUUAUCAGAAUGGCGAUCACAUGAAGAUACCCAUUAUAACAGGCAUGACCAAGGAUGAGUUUGUGGGCCCAGCCAUAUCUAUACUGCAAAGUUCCUCCCUGCUGACUGCCUUCAAUGCAAACUUUGAUAGCUUGGCGCCCAUAUGUUUUCUCUACAAUGCCAGCAGUCCACGUGCCCAGAAUAUAAGCCAGGAGUUGAGACAACACUAUUUUGGAGAUCAACCCCUCAGUGCAAACAAUUCGCUGCAAUCGCUGGCGGAGCUCUACUCGGAUGCCUUGACAGGAUUUGGAAUACAUCGCUUCGUCCAUCUGGCGGCAAGGGCAACCAAGGUGUAUUACUAUCGCUUUGCCUAUCAAGGUGGACGCAGUCACAUCCACUUUCCGGAGGAUGCACCUUACGGCGUUGUGCAUCACGAUGAUUUAAUGUACUUGUUUGUGGAGCCCUCGAUCAGUCGCAUGUUCACAGAGGACGACGACGAGUUCCGCAUGGUCGACAUCAUGACACGCAUGUUCUCAGCCUUCGCUUACAAAGGCGAUCCCAAUAAGCCCACCGAUCUACAACUUCGCGAUAUUCGCUGGCGACCUUUUAGCUUCAAGAAGCGUUACUAUCUGGACAUUGGCGAUGAGAUUACUCUAAGGGAGAAUCUCAACUCGGAACGCUACGAGCUCUGGAAGCGUUUGUUUCCCCUCAACUGGCGACGUCAGACCAAGGAUAAUUGGUUCAUAUGAAACAGCUCUUGUUGCCUACUGUACUCCCAACUCUGAAUUUCAUUAAAAUGUAUGCAAUUUGGCAAUUUA
This is a messenger RNA of Drosophila innubila, 1827 nucleotides long. Its product is annotated as venom carboxylesterase-6. The record is from RefSeq and is a predicted model, not a curated record. The transcript has 4 exons. The coding region runs from base 1 to 1758 and encodes 585 amino acids. NCBI's taxonomy places the organism in Eukaryota, Metazoa, Arthropoda, Insecta, Diptera, Drosophilidae.